Molecule: messenger RNA, 1378 nt
Organism: Nipponia nippon (crested ibis)
Lineage: Eukaryota; Metazoa; Chordata; Aves; Pelecaniformes; Threskiornithidae
Source: the annotation of a RefSeq genome assembly
AUGCUAAAAAUCAUCAUCCCAACAAUCAUACUCCUCCCCACAGCCCUAAUAUCCCCUAAAAAACUCCUGUGAGCCAACACCACCACACAUGGCCUUCUAAUCGCCACCCUCAGCCUACAUUGACUACAACCAACAUACUACCCCUAUAAAAACCUAACCCAAUGAACUAGCAUCGAUCAAAUCUCAUCCCCCCUGCUAGUCCUAUCCUGCUGACUACUCCCACUCAUAAUUAUAGCCAGCCAAAACCACCUACAACAUGAACCCUUAACACGGAAACGAGUCUUCAUUGCAACCCUCAUCACAAUCCAACCGUUCAUUCUCCUAGCUUUCUCGACCACAGAACUAAUACUAUUCUACAUUUCAUUUGAAGCAACCCUCAUCCCUACCUUAGUUCUCAUUACACGAUGAGGAAACCAACCAGAACGUCUAAGUGCAGGCAUUUACCUCCUAUUCUACACCCUUAUCAGCUCACUUCCACUGCUAAUCACCAUCCUCCACCUACACACCCAAACAGGCACUCUACAUCUAACAAUACUAAAACUAAUCCCCCCCACACUUAACAACACCUGAACAGGUACACUAUCCGGCUUAGCCCUACUAAUAGCAUUCAUGGUGAAAGCCCCCCUAUACGGACUCCACCUAUGACUACCAAAAGCCCACGUAGAAGCCCCAAUCGCAGGGUCCAUAUUACUCGCCGCCCUCCUCCUCAAACUAGGGGGAUAUGGUAUCAUACGUCUUACACUUCUAAUAGGCCCCCUCUCUAACCAAUUACAUUACCCAUUCCUAACCCUGUCCCUAUGGGGGGCACUAAUAACCAGCUCAAUCUGCCUCCGCCAAACCGACUUAAAAUCACUUAUCGCCUACUCCUCUGUAAGCCACAUAGGCCUAGUCAUCGCUGCAAGCAUAAUCCAAACCCACUGAUCAUUCUCAGGGGCAAUAAUCCUCAUGAUCUCCCAUGGCCUAACAUCCUCAAUACUAUUCUGCCUAGCUAACACAAACUAUGAGCGCACCCAUAGCCGAAUCCUACUACUAACCCGAGGCCUCCAACCUCUCCUACCACUUAUGGCAACCUGAUGGCUCCUAGCUAAUCUCACAAACAUAGCACUACCCCCCACAACAAACCUAAUAGCUGAACUAACUAUCAUAAUUGCACUAUUCAACUGAUCAACCUUCACAAUCAUCCUAACUGGAGCAGCAACACUAUUAACCGCCGCAUACACCCUAUUCAUACUACUAACAACCCAACGGGGGGCCCUCCCAACCCACAUCACAUCCAUCCAGAACUCAAACACACGAGAACACCUCCUAAUGACCUUACAUAUCCUCCCCCUACUACUCCUCAUCCUAAAGCCAGAGCUAAUCUCUGGAGCCCCCUUAU